Messenger RNA from Lonchura striata (white-rumped munia), 20422 nucleotides. The record is from RefSeq and is a predicted model, not a curated record. Lineage: Eukaryota; Metazoa; Chordata; Aves; Passeriformes; Estrildidae.
CGAAAAACGAGCCGCGCCCGGGGGCGCGGGCGAGGGCGUGUCCCGCGCAGCGCUGCGGCUCCGGGCGCGGCCGCCUGUGCGGAACCCGCCUUUCCUCCUGUGCUCGAGCGACUGCCCUGCCGCCAGGGGACAGCGGCUCCGAGUAAAGGUGUUAGCAUGGCUGCUUUCAUAGAACCGUUAGAUCCCUGAGCUUGGAAAAGACCUUGAGGUUUACCUACUUUGUCUGCUCGACUCUUUUUCAUUUUACUGGGUCUUGCUCCGUUCAAGUACAUCUUUUUUAAUGUAGCUUAGGCAACAUCUCUUAAGAAUAUUUCUUUAAGCUGUGUAAGGUCUGUUUUCAGAGCAUGAAAGAGAGAGUGUGCUGUACUAUUGAACUAAAUUUAUUUUAGAAGACUUAAGUGGCUUGUUCAUUUUCUGUCGGUUUGGGCUGUUAAUUGGAAAAUACAGACGGUAUUUUUUUCUUUUUAGGCUUGUGGGAGACCAAUUCCCCUAAACCAGGAAUAACCUGCUUAUAAUAAAUUGCUUUAUUGCUGUGGAAUCUCUCUAACUACUCUGGGCUGUGCUACAAGGCUUGUGGGAAAGUAGUUUAACUUUUGUGUGUAUUUGUCAACAGGGAGAUUAGUCACAGAUUCUUUAAUUUACAUAAACUCUUCAGGCAAUGGGUGCUCUUUUUUUAUCUUGAUUUAGUAUUGCUCUCUGUCCUAAAUAUCUGAAGUAGUUCUCUUAAGGACCACUAAUGAGGCUGGUUUUUAUCUGUAAUGAAGAUGGUUUGUAAUUGUAGUCUAGAGAACAAAGAUCCUUGAUAGUGAUAGAGGGGAAGAAAAGCAAGAAAGGAGCUUGUUCUUAGGCCAGUUUGUUCUUUGGAUGUUCACACAGGACUUCAGACACAAACUUACUGAUUUGGUUUUUUGUCCAUAGUCUUGGUGGUUUAUGGAAGACUUCUAUUUUGGUGUUCAUUUUCAGUUCACAGAACUGCAGUGUUCUCAGUGGUUGUAUCAGCUUUGAGCUAGUACUUGAUUUCAGUCAUCUGCAUGUUCUUAGCUAGAGCUCAAUUUCUGUACAAGUUCUUAAAUUUUGUAAAUGCAUAGGAAAGAAGGUGAUGAGAGGUAUUGUGGCGAUUAGUCCUUAUCAGGUAGUUAUUUCCACCUUGUUCUGUAGGUUGGAAUAUCAUUGCACAAACACAGAGGUUAAAUGAAGAAUGUGAUUAGCCAGUUUGCUCAAGCAUGUAGAAUUAGAAGUUAAGGUUAAUGUGCUUAGCUCCUAUCCUGCUUUCAGCUGUGUUCUCUCUGAUUUGUGAGCACGCUCAAUUACCAGCUGCUUGCAGUAUCAGCCUGCUUGUAGCACAUGUUUUUGGAUAUAUUUGAGACUGAGCAUGGGAUGUGACAAUGAGAAGCACAUGGAUCUCUCCAGAGGCUCGGUCACACAGUUGUUUUUGAAGCAAUGGCUCUACCAUACCUACCCUCCUUUCUAAACAAGAUUGGAAUUUGGCAAAAUAUUUUUGUGUUGAAUGCUGAGAAUAAUGAAAUCAGCAUGUUAAAUUUAUUAGUCUUUAAACACUGUAAGAGAUAAGUAGGGAGUUUUAUUUGGCAUGUUUUUUUGACUGAAAUAAUGUUUACAGUUUACAGGCAGUUUACCAAACUCAGCAGGUCUGUACCAAAUUUCUAUUUGAUUCAUGUCCUUUCUGGAGGCAGGAGUUAUGACACUAUCUGUGUCCCUCAUUCCAGAAUUCUUACAUACUAAGCAGUAAGCAGUUGAAUCAAAAUCAGUUUGCCAGAGGAAACUAAAAAUGGCAUGCUUCAGAAUGAGUUCUAGCAGGCAUGAAAGUGGUAAUUGCAAUAAUAAAAAGAGGAACUGUAUCUUUACUCUCAUAUACCAUGUUGGGUGUCAUCAGAAGCUUCACAUUUGACUAGCAUCAGUAAAAUCAAAAUUGCUGGGGUGGAUUAAAAAAUUACUUUUUGUUUUCACAGUCAGAAUUUUCACUGACUUCAUUCAUUUCAUACAAAGUUUUGGUCUUGGACUACAUCUGAAGAGAGAGAUAAGUAGAGGAAACUCAAUACCUGUGUGGUAGAAACUGUUUGUAUUAUUCAUGGACUUUGCAGCAAGGUAAUUUUCAACUGUAUGUACAUGACAGGUAUCAGUUUCUAUUUAAAAUCUGUGAAGUAUAACUCAGGGAGACAACUUGAUUUAAUUUCUUCUAAGCUGGUAUUAAAAUACCUUAUACAUAAAUUUUAACGGAUUAUUUUUAUUAUAGAGAAGAAUAAUAAUGAACACUAUUGUGCCUUCCUAAAGCAAUCUACUGGUUUAAGGUGUAUAUUAGCAAUUUCAUAGCAGGUGUAGUAAUUGUCUGUGUUGGAUCUUAAAAUUUUAUUGAGAAAGGGAUCUAAGACAAGAAUCAAAUACUUCCUGCUUUAAUGCAUUUAUUAGUUGAAGUACUAGGUAUUUGAGCUAAAAAAUUCCCAGGGUGUACUGGGGCUGAAUUCCCUCAGAAACUGAAAUAGCUAUUCCUGGUUCACAUCCCAGUCUUCUUACCAGCUGACCACAGCAGAGGAGAAGGAGCAGAGAAGCUGCAAAUCAGAGAUCCACCCAGGGCUCUGGAUAACUCUGCCCUUGUCUGCCUGAGCCCUCCAAAUCCAGGGUAACCCUGGGGCUGCCUCCAGUGCAGAGUUUGAGCCUCCAUUAGGCAACACACUGAGAAGGAAAGUUGAUCUGUACAAAGGACCAAUUAAUUUCUGUGGUAAACUGCUUUCUGGGAAGACAAAUUGCUUCUGAAAUAGACUGCAGAUGGAAUUACAGAAAAUUUCAUUUUAAGUUGUGAAGCAUACCACUUUAAGCACUUGAUAGUUCUUACUCUUUGCUUAAAGAAUUGAUUGAGAUAAAUUGCAAGUAAAAAUUGAAGCAAGUUUUUGCCUUUGAAUUGCCUGUAUGAGCAUUUAUGUUUCCCUUCCUCAUUACACCAGAAAAAAAAAAAAAAAAAAAAGCCUAUUUUUCUUGGGCUUAAAUGUUAUGCUGCACUGCUUUAUGUAGACCUUGGUAAUGUAACUAAAUAGGUAAGAGCUGGGGUUAUUUUCUUACCCCAAAGUGCUGCAGAAACUGCCUGCCAGAUCUCUGGACAGUUGCAUAAUAGUUGCUGGGUGAAUGGGAGGAUAUGAAUCUGACAGGAAUGUUAAGUGUGGUACUAUUCACACACCUUCUGGCUAAAAUCCUGUGUGUUUGUGUUAAAUGGAGAUGAUGCAGAUGAGCAGCAGAUGUGUAGGACUUGACAGAAAUCUUUCUGCAUGGGACCUGCCUGCAUACUGGGGGAAAAUGCACUAAAAUAGUAGCAAAUAGAAGUCUAAUUAUUUUCCAGAUCUUUAAGUUGAGAUGUUCUCAAGUUUGUGGGUUUUAUUUUCCAUCUUCCCAAUGCUUUAAAGUAAAAACUUCGUGUUUAACUGGUUUUGGCAUAGGAUGUAAAAAUAGAGAUGGCAAUUUCUUUGUCUGCAGGAGAAUGUACCAGCAUUCAGUCUUCAGAGUUCAGUAUUUGUUCUUUCAAAGAUGUAUUUUUAAAUGAAGCAAAUAUGCUGCAGAUUAAAAGGUCUAAGGAAUAAUUAAUGUAAUCUGAUCUUAAUUUUAAUUCCAAAUUUCUGAAUUAAUUGUUGCAGUCUAAGUGCCAUAUUUCUUGAUUAUAUUCUUCCCUUUUUAUGCCUAGCCAGUACAUGAUGUAACAGGAAUGAAUCAGGAUGUGUGCAGGAGCAAUUCUCUGGCUUUGCUGUUGCUGGAGGGCUGUCCCUGUAAGAUGCUGCCACAGGCAGCACAUGAAUUAGGUGAAUCCCAGAAGAUUCCAUUAAUUUGGGUCUGUCUAUAUGAGCACAAGUGAAUGCUUGACUAGAAAUCAUCAUUUCAGUCAUCUGUUUACAACCAAUCAGGGACCAAAGCUUACUAAAAGCCUUUUUACUUGAUAGAAUAAGAUACCAGUAUGGAGGUCUAUUAGUUUGAGCCUUUCCUCUCUAAAUAGCUUCAGCUUCAGUGGAGCCAUAACAGAUCUGGAGAGCAGACUUUUAGGUUUUCUUCAUUUACUCCUUUUGCCUUGAUAAAAAAGAACCUGAAUUUGGUGGUUUCCCAGGCAGGAUGCAGAAGUUAAUUUGCUAUGCUGCAAAUUUGAGAUGUACUUUCUGCAAUGUUACAAAAUUGGAGAAGAGGUAUUCAUAAUAUUUCCAUUUGAGAUAUAGACUUUAAACCUUUCAAUAAUUUGUCUUAUUAAUGAGAUGCUUAGGUACCUGUGGUCUGAUUAUUUGAUUAUUUACAUUAAAUUUAAGUUUUUUCUGACUGCUAAGUUCAAGUAAUGAGCUGUGAUUGUUUUCUUGAUUUGUAAAUAGUAAUGUUUUUACUUGUCUAUAGCACUGUAAAAGUAGGGAGUGAAACUCAAAAUUGUGCAAGUAAAUUAAGUUCUGGGUUUAGCCUAGUAGGGACUACGCUAGAGAGUCUUGUUUUUUUACUAGAGGCAUUGCUACAAAAAUAAUCUGUAGCUGAGCAAAAUUAUGUUUAUAUUUAUUAUUUAAUCAAACAUAAGAUUUUGUUCUUCUUUACAUUUCCAGAAAUUCUCUUAAUAGGUCUGUUAGCACAUUAUUUAGGAUGUGAGUUUGACAGGGAUUCCUCAUUUGUAGAGGAAUUGGGAAAAUUCUCAGCAAGUGGUUCAGAGCAGUUUUCUGAACUCUUUACUUGUUAAUAAAUCUGCUGCAGAAAUUGAAAUACUGAAUACUUAAUGAUGAAAACCACUUCAUGAGUAAAUGUUUUUAAUUGCCAUGAAAAGUGAUUGUGCUUAUGUUUGUUAGCUUUAAAGACCUUCUGUUUCCAUCUGUUUAUAUAGUGGCUGUGCAGGAUGACUGAUGUUGCCAGCUGGUUACUUCAGCUCUGUGACAGAGCAGAUGUAAAAAGUUCUUUGUGUAUAGAGGAGCUGAUGCCCUCAUCUCUUGGUCAGGCAGUCUAUAGAUACACAGAAAUUCUGAGUACAUGUUUCAGUACUGUUACUAUCAGUAUAUUGAUAAUAUGAGUGUUAGUAGAUAAUCUAACCGAUGAACAUUAGUUACAUGCUUUUUAGUGACUUUUAUCCCUGUAACACCACUUCUGGUUUUCAGAUGGGUAGGACAGAAAGUAGCUCUCUCUGAAGUCUGCAGGUCUUGCUGAGGUCAGUAACAAAUUAAUCUGAUUUUAGUGACCUUUCCGUCAACAUGGCUGUUCAUGAUAGAGGCUUUUGUCAGUGUGAAGUCAGUGUGAAUGCUUCUCCUUUCUCAAUUCCUUUGUCAGUGCAAAUCUGUGUAAGCAGCUGGUUUGUGUCAUUGUGCCAUAAUCUGUGGCUUUUGAUUGGUAUUUCCUCAUUUCUAGUUUAAAAGACAAAAGAGGGCAUGAUACAGUUAUGGAAUCCUCAAAUAUUUGUGAUUCUUAUCUUGCUGUUAAGUGUGUUUGAAAUUAGCUGAUGAAAAGCUAGUAAUUGGAAAGCUGAUAGGUAUACAGGCAUAAAUCUUCCACAGAUGCACUAUGAGCAUUCCAGCUUUGUUCUCUUGAAUAAGGUUAGGGGGAAAAUAAAGUACUUUAGUCAGUUUAUUUCCUAGAAAUCAUGUUUUUUUAAGAAAAUUCCUGUCUACUUCAGUUAACAUAGCAAAUAACAGAUAGUAGAAAGUGGUUUGCCAGGAGUAAAAUAAGAAUUGUUUGAAAGUAACAUUUACAAUUGAAAUGGAUAUUUUUUGUAACUCUUUGUGUCCUUGGCUGUCUGGCUGAAAAUUAUACCCAAAAUCUUUCCAGCCUGGAAUCACAGCAUCAGAGGCUACAAACCGGUUUCUUCUUGCUUUAAUACUCAAUUGGCAGUCAGAAGUUGUUGACAUAAACAUAGUAUGUAUUGUUUAAAUAACAAACAUUAGAGCUCUUAUGAACUAGAGAAUACUAGUCUCCUGUAGUGCUUUUGUUUGCAUUUCUAUUAGCAAAAUCAACUUUAGUCUCUUUCACUUUGGAAGAGAGGUUAUGGAAAUCAAGAUUGUUAAAAUAUGUUUGAAAUCUUAAAUCUUCUGUGAAAUAUGUUGGCAGGUGAAGCCCAGAUACAAAGCAUUAAGAAUUGCCAUUCAAGUUUGUUGGUAUAAUUGAAUUUGGUAUUAUCAGAAAAUACCAGGAGUACAUUGGCUGGUAUUGUUCAACACAUCAUGGAUUUCUUGGCAGGGGUGAGGAAUAGCAGGUUAUGUUAGAUGUAAAAGUGUAUAUGUGAUAGCUUUUCUUGGUCAUCUUUCGCAGACCUCAGGAUUGUUCAUGGUGCCCCCUGCAUGCAGAGAUCCAGCACAAAAUCACUGUUGUAUAGCUCAUCCCAGAGGAAUCUCAAAAUGAGAAAAUAGAUCAGAAAAGGAAAUAUUUCUGUUUUAAUUAAAUUGUCUCUUCUUGAGCACAUUUGAACAAUUUUUGAAAACACUGUAUCGAGUUUUUCUUGAUUAUUAUUUAGUGUCUGAUUUUGUCAGUGUUGGCAAGAUAAUGUCUAACUUACCUGUUCUACUUCAUCUCUUCUGUUUUUUUCCUUUGGAAGGCAGUAGGUUGAAAGUAAGCUUAUUUUGAACUACUGGAAAGGUAUUGUCUCUGCAUAUCAGUAGUAAGAGAUUUUCUGGUUUCAGAAGGGCUGGUAUAUUGUGGUCUUCUGAUUAAAUGAGUUAAAAUCACUAUGGAAGUCGUAAAAGUUUAUCCUGGUUUCUUUUGUCUUAUCGGUUUUCACAUAAGCCUGCUGUUUUUCUUUAGUAAAGGAACACUAAAUGGCAAUCUAAAUAAUGUAUGCUUUUAGAUUGUUCAGUUAUCAUUAGAGGUCAGCUUUCUUGAUAGAGGAUGCUAAUAUGUCCACCUCAGGUUUUAAGGUUACAUUAUCAUUGUGGCAUUUACAUUAAUGUAACAUUGGGCUGCCUAAGCAGAAAUUGAGCUUCUUCCUCAUGUGACCAGAAACCUCAAAAUAAUAGAUGAAUAGGUGAAGGGUGGAGUUAGAAGCCACUGUCCUUCACUGUUCUGUUCUCCCUAAAUACUUUACCCCUCACCUACACUGAACUCAUGCUUGUAGUGCAAGUCCAAUAAUGUUGCUCAGUUUUAGGUGCAAUUUAUUCUUAGAUGGCUAAUUCAGUGAAGGUUAUGCAAGUUAAAGUUAAUGGGCCUGUUAACUUAAAUAAAAAAAAGUCUGUUCUGCAGUGAAACACUCACCUUUUUUCUCCCAGAGUGGGUCCUGAAGUCACAACAGAAUAUAGGGCACUGCCUCAGGACUUAAAGUAAUUCUUAACAUUUUGAAAACUAAGGUGUGAUUGUGUGGGUGAGUUCUGUACAAUACAAGGUUAAAGAGAACUUCCUUCAAAUAAUGUAUGAGGUUCAGGAACUAAACAAAAAAAGUUACAUAAGAUGCCCUGUGCUAAUCCUGACUUUGAGUCAUUUGAUUAUUUUGUGCUUGUAAACCAGCAUCUGAGACCUCAAGUAAGGAAUAAAUGCAGAGGAGGACAAUAAAUCUCAUAUUGCAGGAAGAGAGAAUUGUAGAUAUAGAAAUGAUAUAACCAGGAAUGAUGACUGUUAAAAUCCAAGAGGUAGGGUGAAAAGCUGAGGUGAAAAGGGUAGUUUUGUAUCUUAUCAAAAAGGUGAAGGAUUAUGCACUGGGGAAUGACAGUGCAAUGUUUAAGGUAUGAGUAUGUAAGAUUCACUCAGUGAGUUCUACAUGUGGUUGAAUGUGUUGUGCAAGCAAAAGUACAUUAGUUAAACCUUUCAUUGCCUCAGUUCCCAUUAAAAAAAAAACAAACACACAGAUGAUAAUCUAUUCCCAACAUCUUAAAAAUAUGGGGAGGACAAAUACCUUAAGUAUUGCUUGGAGCUGAGCAGAUUGUACAAACUUGUAAUGUCCUCAUAUCUGAAUGAAUAUAGACCAGAAGUUAUGGAGUAUGGGCAGUAUGUAUUCUUAAGGAGAAACUCCUGGAAUUUGCUUUUCUAAUAAACUCAUACAGUUUCUGUCCUAUCAGACUUGAAUUUCUUCAAGAAAUAUAGGAAAGUCUUAGUUACUUUCCAAAGUGGUAAGUCAAAUACUUAUUUUCUUGAAACUAUCAUUUUCAGAGCAUAUUCAAUUUACUCAUUUCUAGGAACAGAAAUAGUGAGGUCUAAUGGAACUACAGUUCAUUAAUUUUAUGUUGAAGAUGAUGAAAAAUAUAAAUGAUGUAAGCUUUUGCAGCUUCUGUUGAACUAAAGGAAUUCAGAGAAAGUAGGAAUAGAGGAAUGAGCAGAUAUUCUCUUGGAAUAACAAGUUCUAUCCAUGGCUUCAUCCAUAAGCUACUUGAAUGGGUUAGUAUGGAUAAAAGGAAUGUUUGUCAAAUACAUUACAUUUAUGUUUUGCCAGAAGAUUUAAUUUCAAUUGUUUUCCUACUGUAUGUUUAAUAUAUCUGAAAAGAAGUCAGUCUUUCAGCAAGUCUUCAUCCAGUGAAUUGCAUGGUGGCAGGUGAAGAGUAGGUAAUAUAAUUUGACCUGUGGCUGCAUUUGGUUAGAAAAAUUUCUGAAAUGCUAAGCAAGGUGGAAUUACUCAAUAAGUAAAGAAAAUAAAUACUGGGAUUGGUGUGAGUUCUUUGGGAAUAUGCCAGUGUAGAUAUGAUUGUGCUUUUUUUGCUGAGAGUAUCAGAUCAACUUGUUGAUACUGAUUGUUUAAAGCAAUGUAGUUUCUUGAACUUAGACUUGUUUUUGUUUUCUGUUUUUCCACUCUAGAUCUUAAAAGAGCAUAAAAUUGAGAUAAGAUGGAGGAAGGUGACUUUAUUAGCUCUGUAACUGCAUGGAUUGGUAAUUCUGAAGGACCUGUUGGGAGCUGAGAUUUUGCAGUUGGGCUGUUCCCUGGCCUUCCCGUGUCCAGCAAAGGAGCCCCAGGAGGCAGAGCUCUGACUUCUCAGAAUGUAAAAUUCAGGUGCAUGUGUGUGGCGCUAAAGCACACGGAGCUGUAGCUGUCUUUCUGUAAAUGAUGUCACUUGACAUGGAAUAAGGUGAAAAUCAAGUAUAGAACUUGCUACACCUGGCAGACAGAAAAGAAAAACCCUGCGUUUGCAAACAUGAUUGUAGUUCCAAUACAGAAGGCCUUAAAUUGUGAGGUGACCAUUUCUUUAUAAUCUCUACUCUCUUUGCAUUAUAUUGCAGAAAGAAGCAAUUUAUAGUUUUACUUCAUAAUGGAGCAGCUUCUGCAUGAAGACAAAUGAAUAAAUAGAUAAAUCUCUUUAGUUUCUAUCUUUAACUCUUCAUACUUUAGGAACUUUGGAAGUUAAAGUUUCAGGGGCAUGACUGUAAUACUGCAAGUAAUAAAAACAUUUAUAAAAGUUACUGAAUCAAAGGCAUGAGUGAAAGUACACAGCAAUAAUAGCACAGUACAGAUAAUAAUUGAGGUAUUGGCUCAAGGAAAAACAGUGAAGAAUAUGAUGUGCUUUGAGAACAAAGGUACAAGAAGGUUUUUAUCAGUGGUUAUGCUGCUGUGCCCUGCUGCUACACACUAUGACUUAGAACAGUCAUAGAGGCAGAUCCAGGAUGACUUGUUACAUCAUACCUCGAGAUUUUUUAUUUUAUUUGAGGUGUUUCCAGUCAACUGAAUUACCAUGGAAAGGGGUACAGGCCAAAUCAGUGUUUCUGCCAUUUAAUUAGUAUACUUCAUUCACAUUUUGUUCAAUUGUGAUGAUUUCCUUUGGUUUUUUUGGGCACGGUAGGAUAGAAAUUGUCAUCCACAAUUUUCUGAAGUAUUAUCAGUCAAAUUACUUUUAAUGAAUAGUCAAAGUGCAUUGCUGUCCUAAAGUCUGAGAGAAAAGGUGCCUCUUUGAAAUAAGGAAAUUUGCAUCUAAAAAGCACCUUUGGCUCAGUCAGCUAUGUUGAUGGUUACUCAGUGUCACCUGUUCCCUGUUAAAGCUUAACCAGUUUGCUAAACUAACAUCCGUCUAAACCAUUGAAAUGUAAAGGCUUAUAUAUUGAAAAGCUAAUGGUAAUUUUCUUUAUUUAUUGUAUCUUAAAUUUUUGCUAGGUAAGUGCCAAAAGACUUGGGAACUUUUCCAGAAGAUUCACUGUAGUUCUCAUUCACUUAAAAUAAUCUGAAUUUUUUGUCUUCGUUUCCUGCAGUGCCCUAGUAAAUUAACAACUUUACUACCUACUGGCAUAGCCAUGAAAGAGUGUUUGACAUUCAUGCAGUUCUGCAGAGAAGUUGGUAGCUGUGUUCCUUCUGUGGCCACAACAAGGAGCAAGUGUGGGCAGUGAACCAUCAGUGAUCUUUGUAAUGCUGUUCACCAGUGUACCAGAGAGUUUGGCCCAAGUCUGAAGGUUAUGUUUCCUUAAGGGAGCUUUAUCUCUUAAAAAAUCUUAAACCUCUCAACUUAUAGGUAGAAGAGCAAAUCCUUUCCACUUACAGCUGAAGUGUAUUCUUGGGGUGUGUGCAAAAGGGAAAUAUUGACAUAAUCUUGAAAAUCCUUUGCCUUUUAAAGAACUGAAAUGCUAGAUUCAGAUAUAAAAGUCAUUACUGUCAUACUGACAUGUAGUUAACAUCUCUCAAGAAUUUUGUUUAAAUUACAAUGCUCACAUCCAAAGCAUGUGUUUGAACUUUUCUUUUGAGACACUGGAUCUAUAGAAAUGUGUAAAGCCAGCUUUCAUCUUCCUGAGAUAGGAAAGUACUGGGGAGAUCAGCUAUUGACUGGCUUGGAUUGCCAGCUCCUUUGAACCUCACAGAGCACUAAUGAUACCACAUAAAGGAUGUAGCUGCACACUAGAGGAACAGAUAAAACGUGCACAAUGUGUCUUGGCAUGGGGAGGGAAUUAGAUAGGGCUAUUGCCAUAGGUUUAGUCCUGACAAAAAGUAUUUGCUGCCAUUUGUGUUUGUAAGAAGGUUAAAUGUUUGCUGUUCUGGAGGGAUCCUGUAUAAACAGGAUGAAGUAAAUGAAGUCAUGAUUGAGCUAUUGGUCUAAAGGUGUCUUGUGGGCUCAUGUGUCACCUGGCUUCUUCUGGAGCUCCUUGUGUAGCUUGUAGUUUUGAAAAGCCUUGGAAAAUGACUUUAUGUAGUGAUGACUUGUGUGCUCCAAAUAUGACUUCUUGGAGUGAGUGACUGAUUUUUUCAGUUGACAGACAGUGAACUUGAAUUAUUUUGUGAUGCUGACAAAUUAGAAGUAUCCCACUUUUCUUGAAGGCAAGAGGAAGUGCAGCUUCUUUCAAGGUCUGUUGCUAUCUUAACCAUUUGUGGAGAGUGAAAGAUAUUUUCUUGGCAUUAAUAGAUUACUUACAUGGAAAUAAAAUAAAGUAGAUUGCUUAACACGGUAAACUUAAGAAUUACACCUUUUCAGUACUUUGUCUCCCAAAGUACAGAAGCAAAAGGACAGUGUUACCUAUGGCUGUUGUUCAAAACAGUGACAAUAUCCCAUUUUUGACUGUGAAUGUGCAGUUAGCAUCUGGAUUUUCAUUAUACAGCUUCAUCUUUUUUGAGUAAGACUUUUGUAAAGAUCAGAAAAUAAUAUUUGUGGCUUUGUAUUUUAAAUAUUUCUUAUUUAUUUAUUUAUUUAUUUAUUUUCUGGUCCUAAUAAGUCAAAUCUGCCAGCAGUUAGUCUGAUGGAUAUCAGGCUGUUAUGAUGUUUCUUUGACCAGUUACCUUGCUUUCAUCUUCAGUCCUUUAUUGCUUUAUCCACCUCUGUUUAUCAGGUUUCAGUCCCAACAUACAUUUUCAUUGGUAAUGGUACCUGUAGAAAAUUUUCUGCAAACUAAAUAGUUUUUCUAAAAAAAAGCCACAAUGAUGCCAUUCUAAUAUUGUGAGGUAUUUUAAUAUACUGAAGUAUAUGGAACAAUAUCUUUCUUGACAAAAGGUAUAGUAGUUCAGUUGUUUAAAUAGUUCUCAAGGGUUUGGAGAAUGAGUGUUCUUCAAUUAAAUGUGCAUGUCACGUUUAUGUUUCUUUGACCUUUUACCUUUAUCUUUCUUUUCUACUCAAAAUGUCAGUGUUCUCUUUUGACUUCUUUUGUUUGUAGCAGGUACUGGAUGCUCCUAUCUCCUUAAUUAUAUGUUUUUGUGUAUUGCAAAACAAAAAUCAAUAAACGGAAUUUACUUAAGGGGCCAAUUUGAAAGACACAAAGGCUGUGAGGAAAGAAUUAUCAAGUUAAUCACAAAAGCCUACUACCCUUACUCCAAUUUUCAAACACAAUGAGGACUAUCUCAGUGGCUGAAUUGGAAGUGUAUAAUCAGUGUUCAAAUGUUUGCAUUGUUUGGUUCCAAAAAAUAAUAAUGGUAAAAUAAAAUGGCUGAUGCAACUGCUCACUAGAUGCAUUUUUUUAUAUGAUCCAAGCUUUUAUUUACAGAAGACAUGUCCUCAUUUCAAAUCCAGGGAAAUUUCCUUCUAGAGCACAACUUUAGAAACCACAGGCCCUUGUUCUGCAGGCAAGUAGGUACCCUUUAAAUAUUAGCAAUAGCAAUGCCAUCUGAUUGCUUGCUGCCUUUGUGUAUCUUAAUAGUUCAGUAAUAGUUAUGAAGAACAACUUGCCUCUUCUUAAUCAGUAUUUUGAUUUAACAUUUUUUACAGUGUCAGGCUAUGGAAAGCUUAGAACAUUGAUUUCUAGUUUAAAUUAUUUCCCUGCUGCUGCAGGAGUACUUAGGAAGGUUUCUAUUGUGUUACCUAAACCAUAGGUGUUCUGUAUUCUAAAAAUCAUCUUGUUACUGAAAGUGCUCCAAAAAUGGAAAAAAAAAUUGGAUACCUCAUGUUUUAUGGCUAUGUACUGCUGAAUACAGAUUUUAUGUAUUUGUAAACCAGCUGUACCUAUCUUGAGUCCAAAUGGUAUUGCAGUACUCUGGUGAUAGCCAGUGAGAAGAACUAAAAUACUGAAUGGAUUAGUAUUGCUGCUAUUUAACUUCAAUAGUAAGUACUAAUAGAAAUUAUUUUAUGGUCAAUAAUAACCUAAGUGCCUCAAUUAGAAGCAACUUUAUAUUAAUUACAGAUACUGCUGUAGGCACAUGAAGGUUUGUGAUUUUCAUCAAUUUUGAUAUAAACUAGCAGGGUUCUUGCUGUACUACCAGGUCUGGUUGACAGUGGCCUCUGUGCACAGCAUUCCAUGUGUUAACAUGGUGUUAUUAUGUGAGCUAAAUGAUCAUCCUGGGCAAAAUUUCAUUUGGUUAGACAGGUCAGUUAUAGACAGGACUAUAGUCUUUGCCUGAAACCUUGUAUUAAAAUUCAGAUAAAAGGUAACAAUCACCAAACCACAGAUGACAGAAAUAAGACCUGUCCUGUUCUUUUCCCCUGUUGUCCAUGUGUGCAUGUAUGUUCUCCCACAUCUGUGUUCCCUUGAGUUCUUGUUAGGUCCCACCAGCCUUGGCUACUGAAAGCCACAUAAAUCUCCUUGAGCUGCCAUUCACUUACACAUAUAAUCUUCUUUUAAGCCCACACAAUACAUUCCUCACUCUUAUGUAGAGCAAGUUUGCUUCAGCUACAAGGUGCUUAGCUUGAGUUCUGUCAGUUCCAUUGUGUUCCUCUCAGUAUGUAUUUGGACCAAGCUUAUUGAUUAGUAGAUAGGUGCUGUUGCUAUUCUAUUGAUUCACUUGCAGUGCCAGCAGGAGUUGUUGACGGAAGGAUCACCCUUCUUUUUCUGGCACAAGUUGCAAGCAAAUGUGUAACGUGUUCAUCACUUCAUUCCAGAGUUGUUUCAGUUUCUAAGUGUAUGAAACUGUUACUACACUGCUUGCUGUUUCUUUUUUCAAAGUUACUGUACAGCUGCAGUACUUGGCUUUUUGAAAAGAUCAGGUUGAAUUUUGGAGGGAGAUUUCAGCAGCAUGGUGAAAGUGCCAGAAGAGUUUCCUGUGAUGCAAUCAGCAUUCUGCACCAAGAAGUUUUUCUGGUUUCCAUUUGGUGAGCAACUGUCUUAGUAGAUUUUGUACUCCACUAUCACAUGGAUUGAGUUGUUAAAAAAUGAAAAGCCCAGCCAAAUAACCCUACAGCUUGAAUUGAACUGAAACAAAAUACUCUGAAGAUGGCUAUGAAUAAUUCAGUUUCCUCUGUUGUAAGGUAGAUGAAUCAAUCCUUUAAUUUUUUAUACUACAUGUAGGAGGAGUAUAAAGUCACAUAUGUGAAUAAGGGAGGGUAAACACCAAAAUAGAAGUUAAAAUUUAGAAUUUAAGGAAUAUCCUGCUUUUUAUAUUUGUUACUUACUGGGCCAGCUUUUCAGCAGGUUAAGGACAAUAUAAUGUUUUCUUCAAGCUGUAGCAAAUCAAAGCAGGAAGUUAAAAGAGUACACUGUUUCCUAAAAUUUCAGUGUUUCUAGAGGGAGAAGUAUGCUUUUGCAUUAUAUUAGUUCUUUGUAUUCUGAUGCAUUGCUGUCUUUUAUUUCUUUGAUUUUUAUUUGUAGUUUGAAACUUCGUAGUGUGUAACAGACAUAAACUCUUAACUGGAGGUUGAAUUAGCAUGGUUUACUUUUAGUGUUCAGGGCUUAAGUAAAGACUUGAUGAGACUAUUUAGCUGUAACUUCUCAAAACAGAUUUAGGCAUGUGGCUACUGUGACUGUUCAGGAAUUAUCGGAAGCUGAAGCUGUGUCACUCUCUUAAAUUACCUUGGCAUAUUGCUUAAUGAUAAUCAUGGUGAGUGAAUACUAUUAAUGAGCAGAAAAAUAUGGAAUAAAGUUGAUGAGUACUUUUAGGGAUACUUUAAGGUCAUGUAUGUAGCAUCAGAACAUUUCUAGAGGGAAUAGGAUUCUUAAAUCUAUUUUUGUUCUAUGUGCAGCAAAUAUUUUUGUUCUAUGUGCAGCAAAUCACUAAAUAUUAACAAUCUGUUAAUGACAGUUCAUUUAAAAAACCUUUAAAUUUGCAUUUUCUGUCUUACUGUUUAGAUUGGAGGAAAUACACUAUGUAGCAUAAUAUAUUUCUGUAUAUUAAACCUCAGUUGCAGUGCCUUGCAAAUGUAAAACUUGCUGAUGUAGUUGCUGUUUUUUAAUAGAUCAUUGACCCGUCAAUCAGACUCUGACCAUUUCAGAGAUAAAAAGCUUGGCUUUCAUUGGCUGCUCGGAAUAGAGCACCUUUCCACAAAUUAGGAAAUGGUGUAAUAAUUAACGGGUAUAAUGGAUAUGUGCAUUCGGGUUUCAGUUGUAUCUUCAUGAGUUUUAGCUCCUGUUAUCUUUUGUGUAGUUAGUUAACCCACUGUCUGCCCACAGAUAAUUUAACUACAGUAUAAAAUGGAUUCUUUUUGUGGCAGUAGAAUUUUACUAAAAUAAUUGAUAGUUUUUUUGCUCACCUUUUAAAAUCUGUAGCGAAUUGUUCUUUCAGACUUUUAUUUAGAACAAGGUGUAGGACUUCACUAACAAAGCUCAUGAUGUGAGUAAUAAUUCUGUUCUAAAGCAGGAAAGCAAUAGUCUUGUAAACAUUUUUGCAUACAGAGAAUUUAGGUAAACUUUAUUUUUUUUCUUUCUUAUUUACAGACUUAAAUGAUUUUAGGUACUGAUGAUUCCUAGUACAGGAAGGAGUUUGACAUCUUUGACCCAAAAAGUCACUUGGAAUUUGCCAAAUAUAUCAUUUAGUAGUGGACCUAUUGCAUGAAUCAAAAAGUUGGCAGGGGUUGUUUACCAUUCCUAAGGUAAUUCAUGUUUUGAAAAUAUAAGCUAUACUUUCAUUUCAAACAUUCAUUAAAUAACAGCAAUAUUCAAUUCCUUUGUGUGAUCAUAGAAUCAUAGAACAGCUCGGGUUGGAAACUCUUAAAAACCAUCAAGUCCAAACCCUGUGCCAUGGGCAUGUUUCACUAGACCAAGUUGCUCAGGGCCCCAUCCAGCCUGGCUUUAAUGUACUGGCACUGCAAAAUGUGAAUCAGGAAAGCAAAUCCUAAGUGUAGAGAAGUUACAGAAUUGGAAAGUUAAGGAAAACUCUGAAUUUUUUUGUCACUUGUAUACCUUUAAGCAUGUCAACAAGCAAAAGAGAAGCCCCUUAAAAUGAGGGGCUGAUAAAUUACUAUAUAACUGGACAUUUUCUAUUUUUCACAGCUUUUUACAUCAUGUAUUGUAGCCUUUGUCUACAAAACUUAUUAACAUCACUUCUUUAGGGAUUUAACCUCACUAUCACUUUGCUUAGUCUUUCUCUUACCUGAUCACUGCUUUAGUGUUGACUGUAAAUUCUGUUCUGGUUAUUUAUAUAUUGUCAUUCUUUAAAUAAUUCAAAGCUUUCACAGCCCUGGGUAUUGUCCUCUAAGAGUUACCAUUUUCUGGGACUAAAUUUUAAUGUACAACUGCAGAAGUUUGGACACUCCAAUAUUUUAAGUGGUAUUUAUUUUGUUAUGAGGAUAAAAGUGAGCAAUACCAGUCACUGGAUUUUUAGUUUCUUUGUAUUUUACCCUAUCUAAUUUUAGUGAUUGUAUAUUAUUUUUCAAGUGACAGCAAUGAUAUACCAGAGAUCACUAUUCUGGGGUGUUUGUUUUUUCCAUGUUACAAUGAGCCUUAUGAAUGUGCAGAUUUAUUGACCCCUAGUGGGGUUGUUAGGAAAAUGGUUACUAACUUAAUUAGUGCUAAAUGAAAAAAUUGCCUAUUUUUCAAUGCUGCAUUUGUUUUAAUGGUCUUUUCCUUCUAUUUACAGCUGGAUUAGCUCUUGAAUUUUUUCUGGUGUUCUCUACAUCUGCAGAAUUGCAUAUUGAAGCAACUUCCAUUAGCAACAGCACUCCCAAAACAAGUAGCUCUAAUCAGCAUUUUAAGGAACAGUUAUAGCAGUUUCUGCAUAUAUUAAAAUUAUAAUUAUACAGCAGAAAUUUAAAAAAAUAAAAGGUCAUCUUUUUGUGUGCUGUGUAAGUGGGCUUAUUUUUAAUUAGCUAGAAAAGCUAGUAAUUUCUUGAGUAGUUUGAUACUAGAUAAAUGAAUUAAAGCAAAUCCUGUAUCACCUGCUUGAGCUUUACUGAUCUCUUAGUGGUUAUCAAAUAAUUAUUAUUUAUCAGUAAUAGCCUGAAACAGUAGUUUCAUGCCAAAACAGCAUGUAAAAUAUUGCAUUGUCAGCAAACUUUUAACCAUUUACUUGAAACUGUAAUUUUCUGGGAGAUUAAAUGAUCUCCUAACUAUGCUGUGAAGAUUUCUUACAUUUAUGUUAGAUGAGUUAAAAUCAAGUAUUGAAUAGUGAAGUCACAUUUGACUGUUUAAUUAGCAAUGGUAAAUGAAGACAAAUAGGUCUAUAAAUAAACUUAAUUUUAACUUCAUUAUAAUGUGUUUUCACAUAUCAGAAUCAGAAACUAGGUGUUGCUGUAAAUUUAUUUUUCUGUGCAAAUUUGACAGAAAUAAAUGCUAAGUAUUUCUGAAAUAAUUUCCCUUUUUUAGAUUUUGUACAUCUAUUUUUAUAGGCUUUAAGUACUUAAGUAGUGUAUUUACCAGUUAAACAAUGGAAUACUCUCAUGAAUUUUAGGUGUUUUUAAAAUUGUAGAGAAAAAGCAAAAUCCUUUUUUUUGCAUUUGCUAAUAUUUAUUAUUGUGCUUAUUGCACAAACCACACUAUUUAAAGUCAAACUUACACAGCAGUCAAAAAUGUCAAAAAGACCUCAAAUCCAUAUUUUUGUGGGAGCACCCAGCAUUCCAAGCCCGCUGGAGGGGACAGAGCAAAGCUCAGCCCGCAGGGGCGAGGCAUGGAGGGAGCUGCGCUGUUGGUGUGAGAGCCGUGGGCUUGUCUGGGGCCAGCUCCGGGCUGCUGCUGCUCCCCCUGUGCCCCAGGCACAAAGCUGCUCACCCACAGGAGCCCCUGCCAGUGGGGACAGCACUCAGCAGGGCAGGGGCACGGCAGAACCAGGAGAGGAUUGGGCAUCUCCUGCCCCUGUGGCACUACCUUGUACCAGCACGCCUAAAAAGAGCACAGGUUUAACUCGCUCUGAUUGUCAAGAAUCCAAAGAUAGAUUUACACCUGCGGAUGUAAACCAGGCUGCACGUCAGCACCUGCCCCAGGGCUGUGCAGAAUCAGCUGGACUGGAGAAACCAUCAGGUGCCUGCUGCCCAGAGCUCACUGAGAGAAAAGCCCACCCUUCAGAAGUUAACAGCUCUGACAUUCCUGCUUUGGUUGCCAGCACUGAGCAGGUCAGGAUCCAUCUGCAGUCUGUGGGACUUCAGGCAGCUCGCAGAAGUGAGCAUCAUGAACAUCUAAGUCAAUGUAUGGAUAAGUUUUCCCAAAAAGGUCAAGAGUCCAAACCAGAAGAACCAAAUGACUGUGCAGAUUUUGCAGUGUCAGCAGACACCGAAUUUUGUAGUGUGGUGACUUUGAGUCAGGUGGCUUUUUUUGCACAGAAUGAGAUGCAGGAAAGUAUUGUAAAACUAUCAGAAAGAGAAGCAGGCAAAAAAGCUGAAGAAGGACAGUAUGAUCACUUCCAGUGUGAUUCUGGUGUUGGAACAUGUACUACUAAUGUGACUGAAAAUGAAUUUGAGGAAGAGGAUGCAAGUUCUCUUGAACUUUUCAGUUCUGAGGACGAUGGGGAAAAUGUUUCAAUUAAAGCUACAAAACAGGAAGAAAGUGCCCAGGAAAAUGCAGAAAAGUUUCAAGAACUUAAUGUUCCUCCUGAGCAACUUGUAAAUGAAAUCCAUAUUGAGCCAUUGGGCUCUGGAAUACUGUGCUCUCAAGGGAACUGUUCUCACAAGAACUCUUCUAAAAGACCCCGCAAACAUGAAGAUUCCUUUCAUCUUUCUCACUCAGCAUUUAAAAGACAACUGAAAUCCAAGAGAGCUAAACUGAAUUCUUCUCCACCUGGUUCUGGGGUGAGAGUGGGUCCAGACAGGAUGGCAGAGUUCAAGAAAUUCCAAAAGAAACUAUCACUGCUUAAGAAUUGCUGCAGCAAAAAUCAAAAGUACAAUAUUUUGGUCACAGUUGUACAUCCUUGUCAUAUCAAAGAAAUACAGAAGAAGACUGAACCAAAAUCUUCCUGUAAAGUUCCUGUAGCAACAGUUGUUGUUAUUGACCAGUCAGAAAUUGAGAGGAAGGUGGUGCUGUGGCGUGGUGCUGCAUUUUGGUCCCUCACUGUGUUCCCUGGGGAUAUCGUACUGCUUACAGAUAUAAUAAUGUAUGAGAAUCCUUGGUGUGGAGAGGUCAUGCUUCAGUCAACAUUUACCAGUCAGUUACUGAAUCUGGGGAACUGCUCAGCUCUCAAUACAGAAAAAUUUUUUCCUCUAGUGGAUGCUGGUGUUCUCCAUGGCUUAUUGGCAUACAUAUCAUCAGAACUUCCACACUUCAGAGACAUUCCACAAAGACAAGUUCAGAGACUGGAUGAUGUUCGGUAUGUGCAGUUAGAUCAGCUCCAGCCAAAUACUUUGGUUCACUCAAUCCUGAAAAUUAUCAAUAUUUCUGUGUUAACAGAAUCUCUGUACAGCUACAGAGGUGGCAGCCAAAGAAAAAUUAUUCUAACAGUAGAACAGAACAGAGAUCAACACUACAGGAUGGUUCUGUGGGGAGCUGGGGCUGCCUGGUACCCCCAGCUUCAGAGGAAAAAAGACCACAUAUGGGAUUUCAAAUACCUUUUGGUCCAGUGUAGUUCUGUCUCAGGUGACUUGGAACUGCACACAACUCCGUGGUCAUCCUAUGAGUGCUUGUUUGAUGAUGACAAAAGGGCAGUUGAAUUUAAAGAAAAGUUUCAGAAAAGUCAAACAUCCCUCAUGGGGUUGACAAGGCUCUCGGCACACCUGGAAGAAAAAUGCUCAGGAGUGAUUCAAGUGAAAGCCCACGUCUUGGAAUUGAAGUUUACCAUUUCCACUGGUCAGUACAAGCAACUCAUCUUCUCUGCUGACACUUCACUGGAAUGUGUUUUGGCUUCUCUGCCUAUGAUUACAUAUUCAGGUUGUGCCAAAUGUGGUUUGGAGCUACAGGCAGAUGAGAACAUGAUCUACAAGCAAUGUAUUAGAUGUCUGCCAUACAGUAAAGUAAAAACAUUCUACAGACCUGCUUUGAUGACAGUAGAAGAUGAAGGAUAUGAAAUUUAUGUUCAUGUGGUAUCUGAGUUGGUGGAAAAAAUCUUCCUCAAUAUUCCUGCAGACUGGCUGAAGAGAUUAGUAGUGCCCUGUUCAGAUAUAACCUAUGGCACAAUAGUAGCAGAUCUGUGUCAUUCACUGCUGGCAGAUACAGAAGCAUUCUAUUUGUUGGAAAUCAGAAGCCACUUUGUGCUAGAUGAGAACAGCUAUCCUUUGCAAAAGGACUUCCAUCUGCUGAAUUUUCAUCCUGAUCUUUGACCUCUGCACUAACUGAGUAACAAAGACCAUAAGGACACACAGAUGGGAAGCAGAAGAAAGAUGACUUAGCUGAAGGAAGCAAAUCUCUUUAAAAAAUUAUAAUAAAGGAUUUGGGUUUUAACUUAUGAAAAAAGCAAAACCAUCAAAAGGACUGGUAUGGAAUAUCUGCUAAUAGUAAAUACUGCUGGAGUAAUACUGAUGAAUUUUCAUAAAAUAUAUUUUUAUACAUGUAUUUUUAUGUUAAUAAUUAUGUUAAUAAAUUCCAAAAAUUUCUUCCA